GAGAGAGAGAGAGAGAGAGAGAGAGAGAGAGACUGCAAUCUCAUUUGUGAAUCGCUCUCACAGUGCUGCAGAUCCAGAUUGCUAUAACACAUGCAGUGCAAAUGCAGGUAAGGCACACACACAAACUGCGGAUGCAAAAACAAACUUGGGACUGUUUUUUGUGUGUGUAUGUGCAUUGCUCCAGCUUUGGAAAUUCUGGGCAAACGGCUUCUGCAGUUUUUGUAUCGUUGCUUUGUGACUAAUGACCUUGCGCAGAGUUAUUAAAAAAAUCCUCUACGGAGAAAGAACUGAACAUUUUAGGCAAUCUGUGAAGAUGGAUUUGGGUGCUUUUCUGCUAACCGAAGCGGAUUUUCUGUGGACUGCUCUGUGAUAUAAAGGGUUCUCGCCUACCCACUGUACAGCUACCGAUAUUAUUGGGGAUUUUUUUGGUAUUUUUCUUUAUUUUUUAAUUUUAUUUUUAAUCAGUUAUUUAAUUGUAUUUUUUGCCCAUUGCUAAGAGGAUUGGGAGUUUUCCGGACACAACCCCUUUGAAUGAGGCGAUUCACAUUUUUUUUUCCGUGUGCGUGCAGAGUGGGGAAAGAAAAGAGCUAAUGCCCUAGUAGUAAACGGCUGAGAGAGAGAGGGAGAAGAGUGUGAAUUGUACUUAACUCUAGGAGCAAAGAAGACGACCUGGGGAGAGAGGGGGGGCUUCGAAUAGCACCGUGCUGCUCCUGCUUUUAUUACAAACCUUGCAAAGUGAUUACAGUAAAACCAGAGGAGGAGGAGGAGAAAAAUCCCGUCCUAUCUGUUGAGAUGAAUCUUUAAAAAGCAAAAUACACUGUCCCAUGAACGGUAAGCAUAUUGCAACUGGAAGGAAGGGAGGAGAGGAGCCAACACCAGGGUUUUGAUCACUGAUUGCACAAGUUAUGAGACAAUAAGUUUCCCGGAAGAGAAGGAUUUUAUAAUUGAUCAUCCACACGCUGAGCAUUUCUGUUGGCUUGUCAGGGGAGUUGGUGGGAGAGAGGAGGGGGAUUUUGGUGCGAAGAAGAUGAGGAAGAUGCGGACUCUCUUUGGCUUUGUGCAUUGCUGCUGCUGCUGCUUCUUGCUCCUGCUGCCUCCUCCACUCUGGGUCAGCCUGGCCGCGGCCAAGCAGUUGCUGAGGUACCGGCUGGCCGAGGAAGGACCUGCCGACAUCCGCAUAGGCAACGUGGCUUCAGACCUGGGCAUCGUAACGGGCUCCGGAGAGGUGACAUUCAGCCUGGAGUCGGGCUCCGACUACCUGAAGAUCGAUAACAUGACCGGGGAGCUGAGCACCACUGAGCGGCGCAUAGACCGCGAGAAGCUGCCGCAGUGCCAGAUGAUCUUCGAUGAGAACGAGUGCUUCCUGGACUUCGAGGUCUCGGUAAUCGGCCCUUCGCAGAGCUGGGUGGACCUCUUCGAGGGCCGGGUCAUCAUCCUGGACAUCAACGACAACACCCCCACUUUUCCCUCGCCUGUCCUCACCCUUACCGUGGAGGAGAACCGGCCCGUAGGGACCCUCUAUCUGCUCCCCACUGCCACCGACAGAGACUUCGGUCGCAACGGCAUCGAGCGCUACGAGCUGCUGCAGGAGCCCGGCGGCGACGGGGGCAGACGCGGAGGAGGGGGGUCGGCUUCUGCAGCUGAGAGCGCCCUCUACCCCGGCGGCAGUAAGAGGAGGCAGGAGCCGGACGGGGCAGCCCGCAGCAGCGUGUUCGAGCUACAGGUGGCCGACACCCCUGAUGGGGAGAAGCAGCCGCAGCUGAUUGUCAAAGGGGCGCUGGACCGAGAGCAGAGGGACUCCUAUGAACUGAGCCUGAGGGUGCGGGACGGCGGCGACCCGGCCCGCUCCUCCCAGGCCAUCCUGAGGGUGCUGAUCACCGACGUGAACGACAACAGCCCCCGCUUUGAGAAGAGCGUCUACGAGGCGGACCUGGCGGAGAACAGCAGCCCCGGGACCCCCAUCCUGCAGCUGCGGGCCGCCGACCUGGACGUGGGGGUGAAUGGGCAGAUCGAGUACGUCUUCGGGGCGGCCACCGAGUCGGUGCGGCGCCUGCUGCGGCUGGACGAGACCUCGGGCUGGCUCAGCGUCUUGCACCGCAUCGACAGGGAGGAGGUGAACCAGCUCCGCUUCACCGUCAUGGCCCGGGAUCGGGGCCAGCCGCCCAAGACCGACAAGGCCACGGUGGUGCUGAACAUCCGCGACGAGAACGACAACGUGCCCACCAUCGACAUCCGCAAGAUUGGCCGCAUCCCGCUGCGGGACGGGGUGGCCAGCGUGGCCGAGGACGUGCUGGUGGACACCCCCAUCGCCCUGGUGCAGGUGUCCGACCGCGACCAAGGCGAGAACGGCGUGGUGACCUGCACGGUGGUAGGGGACGUGCCCUUCCAGCUCAAGCCGGCCAGCGAGGGCGAGGGGGAGCCUCAGAACAAGCGCAAGUACUUCCUGCACACCUCGGCCCCGCUCGACUACGAAGCCGUCCGUGACUACAACGUGGUGAUCGUGGCCGUGGACUCGGGCAGCCCCAGCCUGUCCAGCAACAACUCGCUGCUGGUGCGGGUGGCGGACACCAACGACAACCCGCCGGUGUUCGGCCAGGCCGUGCUGGAGGUCUCCUUCCCGGAGAACAACUCGCCUGGGGAGAGGGUGGCCACGGUGGCGGCCACGGACGCGGACAGCGGCAAGAACGCCGAAAUCUUCUACUCGCUGGAGCCCUCUCCCCUCUCCUCGGAGGCGCCCGGCGGCAUCUUCAGCAUCGACCCGGACUCCGGGGACGUGCUGGUGCAGGCGGUGCUGGACCGCGAGCAGCGCGACACAUACGAGUUCCAGGUGACGGCCCGGGACAAGGGGGUGCCGGCCCUGCAGGGCUCCACCACAGUAGUGGUGCGGGUGGCCGACCGCAACGACAACGAGCCGCGCUUCAUGCAGGACGUGUUCACCUUCUACGUGAAGGAGAACCUGCAGCCCAACAGCCCCGUGGGCAUGGUGACCGUGAUGGACGCCGACCGGGGCCGCAACGCCGAGCUCAGCCUCUCCAUCCAGUCCGGACAGCAGGACCAGGCCGCCGGCAUCUUCUCCAUCGAGAACGACACCGGCACCAUCUACUCUACUGUCUCCUUCGACCGAGAGCAGCAGACCAGCUACACCUUCAAGGUCAAGGCGGUGGACGGAGGGGAGCCGCCCCGUUCGGCCACCGCCACCGUCUCCCUCUUUGUGAUGGACGAGAACGACAACCCGCCCGCCGUCACUUUCCCCAGUAACAGCUCCUACACCGUGCUGCCCCCCUCCAGCAACCUGCGCACUGUGGUGGCCACUGUGCUGGCCACCGACGCAGACACGGGCCUCAACGCCGACCUCAACUUCAGCAUCGUCGGUGGCAACCCCUUCAAGCUCUUCGAGAUCGACCCGGCCAGCGGCGUGGUGUCGCUGGUGGGCAAGCUGGCCCCAAAGCACUAUGGCCUGCACCGCCUGGUGGUGCAGGUGAACGACAGCGGCCAGCCGCCCCAGUCCACCACCGCCUUGCUCCACGUCUUCGUCAACGAGAGCCUCUCCAACGCCACCGUGGUGGAGAGCCAGGUGGCCCGCAGCCUGCACACGCCCCUGGCCCAGGACAUCGCCGGCGACCCCAGCUACGAGCUGAGCAAGCAGCGGCUCAGCAUCGUCAUCGGGGUGGUGGCCGGCAUCAUGACGGUGAUCCUGCUCAUCCUGGUGGUGGUCAUGGCCCGGUACUGCCGCUCCAAGAGUAAGCACGGCUACGAGGCGGGCAAGAAAGACCACGAGGACUUCUUCACCCCGCAGCAGCACGACAAGGCCAAGAAGCCCAAGAAGGACAAGAAAGGCAAGAAGGGCAAGCAGCCCCUCUACAGCAGCAUCGUCACCGUGGAGGCCUCCAAGCCCAACGGGCAGCGCUACGACAGCGUCAACGAGAAGCUCUCCGACAGCCCCAGCAUGGGCCGAUACCGCUCGGUCAACGGCGGCCCGGGCAGCCCGGACCUGGCCAGGCAUUACAAAUCCAGCUCGCCGCUGCCCACUGUCCAGCUUCACCCGCAGUCCCCCACCGCCGGGAAAAAGCACCAGGCCGUGCAGGAACUGCCCCCGGCCAAUACUUUUGUGGGGGCAGGAGACAACAUCUCCAUUGGAUCGGAUCACUGCUCCGAGUACAGCUGUCAGGCCAGCAGCAAGUACAGCAAGCAGGUGGAUACAAUGCAGACUACGCAGCCCCCUGGCCACAUUGAGGAAUCGUGUAAAAUGAAUCCAUUUCGUAGAGUGACGUUUUCUGUUGUGAGUCAGCCUCAGGACCCACAUCAAGGGUCAUUGCAGAGUUGCUAUGACAGCGGUCUGGAGGAGUCAGAAACACCAAGCAGUAAGAGUUCAUCAGGGCCAAGACUGGGUGCCCUUCCACUCCCAGAGGACAACUACGAAAGGACUACGCCGGAUGGCAGUGUUGGUGAGGCAGAGCAUAUGGAAAAUGAUCUGGGAAAGCCACAUGAAUGGAAGAGGAGUAGUUCCUUAGUGAGGUUUGGGAAUGGGGCUGUCAUGAAUCUGCCCAUGGUAGUGACUCUUUCUGGCUAUAUGGGAAGUGUAAGUACAUGAGUCCAAUUACCCCCUCACACUACCAGCUGUUCAUUGGUGUCUUUUUAGCAGGCCACCAUUCAGCCCAAGGCCUUUCAACUGUCUCAACCUUCUCAGGGUCCCAGAUGAAACCACAAAAUAGCCAGCAAUCAGCAAAUGGGGUUACACAAAAGAAAGGUAAAGAAAAACUUGUGGGCUGCUCCCACCAGGGUAUGGGUGUCUCUUACAUCAGAGGAGCCCUGAGAGUAUCCCUGUCCCCUUCAGUGCCCCUACUCCCCAGGAUUCCGGUGCAGGUCUGAGUCCUUUUUUCCCAUUCAGCUCUGGGGUUCAUGCGCCCUCCACCUGGAAGGGCAGGAGUUCUACAGGCUGUCAGUCUUCUCUUGAGCGCUGGAUAAGCUCAACAGUCUGUUCCCUUCCCAGGAUUUCCCUCAUGUGAGUGGAGUUCCUCCUUUUACCUCCUCCUCUAGUCCCGGCAUGAGUUGCAGAUGCAGUGGGGUGGAGUGUGGGGUUAGUGAACCCCAUGACAGGCUGGGUGGGCCACAGCAGGGUCGUGCUGGGAUCCGGAUCAGAGGAUCUGCCUCUACAUGAAUCUCCCAUUCUUUCCCUCUCCUUUCCCCUGAUAUGGGGGAGAGCCUGCUUGGCAGGAGAGUCAACUUCUGUUGUUGAGCUGAAGUAACUUCAACAGAACUGCUUUGCUUCUGCUGUGCAGCAAAUGAUAGAGAAUACCUCCCCAUUUUCCCCUUCUGGAGAUCCCAAUGUCCCGCCAACAUGGCACCAAAACACUGUUAUGUACUUGGCUCACCUUCUGCCCCAUAGUCUUAGUGCAGGAACAAGUAGUGUUACCCAGGGUUCUUUCAACCCAAAGCUCUUGGUAACUUUUACUCUGUGUGAGGUGGUGUCAGGAAAUAAAUCAGGGAAGACACGGCCAUCCGACCGAUAGAUGGCUGGC
Messenger RNA from Chrysemys picta bellii (western painted turtle), 5519 nucleotides. The record is from RefSeq and is a predicted model, not a curated record. Lineage: Eukaryota; Metazoa; Chordata; Testudines; Emydidae.